UUUAACCUGCCUCGUCCACCAUGGAAGAAACAGUCAAAUUUUGGUUCCUCUGUUGUUUUUCCACUUGUUGGGAAUGUGUAUCCAAAAGGACAGGAAGAACUUGCAACGGUAUUUCAAUUGGAACAUGGGUUUGAUUCACACUCCAUGUCUGAAGAAAGAUGUAUCGUCUGGAAAGAGGAAACAACGGAGUCUUUGUCUAAAGAAAUGAAUUGAGAAAGGACAGAUGUAUCCGGGUUUCCGAUGUUUGAGUAGAUGAGAAGUCAGUCUUUUACAAGUGUCUCUAGAAAUCAUGACUUAUUGGUCUACGGUAAUGAUGGUUCCACAAGGGGGCUUCUCCAUGCAAAUAUUUUCUCAGGGGCCUGUGCAAUCGGGGUCCUCACUGAUCCUUUUCUCAUUCUAUACAAGCAAAGAGGCCCAUUUGCAAUUUUUUCCUCUCUUUACUAUUGAUACAUGUAAAGAGAAGAAAAACUUGCAUGUGGGCCUCUUUGCUGGUAUAGAAUGAGAAAAGGAAUAGUCGGGACCCCGGUUGCACAUGCCUCUCAGUAAAUAUUUGCACAAGGACGCCUCCCUUGUGGAACCAUAAUCACCAUAGACCAAUAUAUCAUGCUUUCCAGAGACAUCCCUAGAAGACAAACUUCUCAUCUUUUCAACAUCGAAAAGGAAGAACUUGCAUUAUUAUUUCAAUUGGAACAUGGGCUUGAUUCACCAUCCAUGAUCGGAGAAAGAUUUAUCGUCUGAAAAACUGGAGUCUUUGUCUAAAGAAAUGCGUUGAGAAAGGACAGGUGUAUCUGGGUUUUGCUGUGAUGCAAUGGGCUUGUUUACACAAAACAUUCCUCUGUUCAUUCUAACUUACAUCAGCUAGCAAUUUUAUACGAGUUUUUGUGUUGGGGAUGAGUUCUUGGCUCACCAUGAGAAGAUUUGUUGCUAGUUUCUAGAAUUUGGAUUUCCUUUUGUAUUUGUGUUUGAAAUUCGUAAAACUUGCGUAUUACUUGUUUCCUGUUCUCUGUCUCUUAAACUCAUAUAUUCGAUUCAUGUUCAGGUAUUAUCAGGUGACACUCAAUGUAGGCCAACCCCCCAAACCUUACUUUCUUGACAUAGACACAGGGAGUGAUCUCACUUGGCUCCAAUGUGACGCACCUUGUGUAAAAUGUAUUCCAGCACCUCACAGUCCGUACAAACCGAAUAAAAAUGUUGUCAAGCAUAAGGAUCCCAUAUGUGCAUCACUUCACUCACCUGCAAACCAUCCCCGUCACACUCCUGACGAUCAAUGUGACUAUGAGGUUGAGUAUGCGGAUCAUUGUUCAUCCUUGGGAGUGCUGGUCAGAGACGCAUUUCCAGUAAAAUUCACCAAUGGUAGCUCCAUUGCUCCUCCUCUGGUGUUUGGUUGUGGGUAUGAUCAAGAAGUGCCAGCCUCUGAGCAUGCACCUUAUACGGAUGGAAUUCUUGGCCUAGGAAAUGGAAAAUCAAGCAUAGUAUCACAGUUGAGUAGCUUGGGUUUUAUCCGGAAUGUAGUAGGUCACUGUUUAAGCGGGCAAGGUGGAGGUUUUCUUUUCCUUGGAGAUGAUGUUGUCCCGUCUUCUGGGAUUGUUUGGUCACCUAUCGUCCGUGGAUCUUCAGAGAAACACUAUUCUUUGGGACCGGCAGAUCUCCUUUUCGGUGGGCAGGCAACUGGAAUAAAGGGUCUACCGAUAAUUUUAGACAGUGGAAGUACCUUUACCUACUUCAAUUCCAAAGCUUACAAAACUCUGUUGUCUUCGAUUAAGAAAAACAUAGAUGCAAAGCAGCUGACUGAUGCAGUGAACGACAAAAGUUUGCCCGUCUGCUGGAAAGGCUCCAAACCUUUCAAAUCCCUUAAAGAUGCUACGAUGUACUUCAAGCCAUUGACACUUAGUUUCACAAAAGCUAAGAAUAUUCAGCUUCAACUGACACCGGAGGCUUAUCUUAUUUAUACUGAUAAGGGCAAUGUAUGCUUAGGGAUAUUGAAUGGUUCAGUGGUUGGAUUAGGAGAUGUUAAUAUCAUCGGAGAUAUUUCUAUGUUAGACAAAAUGGUGAUUUACGACAACGAGAAACAGCAGAUUGGAUGGGUUCCAGCAAACUGCAACAAGCUUCCAUUGUUGUCCUGAAUAUAUCAAUGAUUACAGUGAAGAUUUUGGUGACAUAUGCAGGCAGAAAGUAUGUCAGUAUUGUAAGCAUACCAAUGUUUGCUAUAUUACAGAAGAACAUAUUUUAGUUGAUUUGUAAUACAGAAAAUUCACUGUAAUCACCCAUAGAAUUAUAUAUUUUUAUAAUAGCAGCCAUAUGUAUAUUCAGUUCAUCCCCAAA
Messenger RNA from Solanum tuberosum (potato), 2322 nucleotides. RefSeq names its product aspartic proteinase Asp1-like. The transcript has 9 exons. The record is from RefSeq and is a predicted model, not a curated record. Bases 1032 to 2123 code for a protein of 363 amino acids. Gene Ontology annotation, molecular function: aspartic-type endopeptidase activity. Gene Ontology annotation, biological process: proteolysis. NCBI's taxonomy places the organism in Eukaryota, Viridiplantae, Streptophyta, Magnoliopsida, Solanales, Solanaceae.